AUGUCAAACGAAGAAGAUCUAAAUGCAAAUAAAAAUGACGGAGCACGGUACAAUGUUGAUGCUACAAUCUCAGAUACUUCCUAUCGUAUUUCCUUUCGGCGUGAUAGUGAAUUCUAUUUCUCUUCAGUUACAAUUCAAAAUACAAAUUUUCACGAAACUCAUGCAUUUGGUAUAGGUGUUGGCUUCGGAUCUGGCGGAGCAAUCUUUUUAUCAUAUUGUACAAUGCUUGCUAUUGAUACAGAAUUUGUAUCUUGCGAGGCCUCGAAUGGCGGAGCUACUUGUUCACUUUGUUCAUUAAUGUGCAUUGAGAGAUGCAAGUUUAUAGGCGAUAUGUCAUUUCGUUUCGGCGGCAGCAUCUAUUUUCAAGGAGGAUUUAAAAAUACAAAUAAUUACAGCCCAGGAAAUGCAUUUUUAUGCUAUAAUAGCGAAUUUACGUCCAAUGUUGCCUCUGAAUAUGGAGGUGCUCUAUCAUUUUCGAUGGCUGUAACAGUUUAUUUGGAAAAUUGUAAAAUAACCGGAAAUUCUGCAGGUUACAACGGUGCUGGAUUGUAUUCUUGCAACUCAGAAUUCAUCAAAAUCUUUAAUUCGCAAAUACUUUCCAACAAACUUGAAUUUUCUUCCUAUUUAAACAACAAUUCUCGUUUCUUCCACUAUAACAUGCAUAGUAACCUGGAAACCCCUGAUAUUCCUGCAUUCAGUAUUCGCGGAGGAGCAGGAGUUUGUGUUGUUGCAGAUUAUGUGUUUCAAUCUACUUUUCCGACCUCGACAUUCUACUCGCAAGGUAACUGCUAUGGAGGAAAUUCAGCAGGAAGCCAUGCCAUAACAAAAGGAAAUGGUCCUGGCCAUGCAAUUUUACUUGAUGGAAAUUGUCAGCUGCAAUCAUUGAAUGACAACUUCGGAAGCACCAAGCAAUUUAAUAAUAUCAUUUCUAAAGCAGGCCCGCUCACAGAAUACCCUGUUUUAGUUAAUUAUGUUGAAAUUCCUACAGAUUGUGGAGAAAUGGCCGAUAACUCUGAAAUUGACCGUGAAGAAAUAGAUACUGUUAAUAUUAGUAAUACCGGUAACAUGUUUUUAACAAGUUUUGUCCCACCUCCAACAACAUUUGUUUUACCGGCUACUCCUUUCAUCAAAUUUCAACCGAAUGUGACAGCAAAAAGAGAUUCCACGUGGAUUGGCCAAUUUACGACUCUUUCAAUGAAAAGUAUUUCAAGACCAACUGAAAUAUCCACUAAAACACGAUUACCAACAAGGUCAUUGUUCUCAGGUUGGUAUGUUCCUCCAGAGUCAUUCGAAGGACCGAGCACGAAGACAUCGUCGGUUCUAGUGUUGGUGCAUUCAUCGUCAUCUGUCUUGUUUGUAUCCUUAUCUGGUUCUUCGUUCAUCGUUCACGGAACGAAGAUGUCAGUAGUUGUAUACCGUGGUACUACUAGCACAACAGUUCCAGUUACUAACGACAACCCUCUUUGGACUACAUCUAUUGCAGGCGACGUCGACGACCCAUUCAAGAACGACUUCGAAGAAGAAUAUCAACAUGGUUUCUUCAACAUCAAAGACACUGGAAUUGAAUAA
Molecule: messenger RNA, 1569 nt
Organism: Trichomonas vaginalis G3
Lineage: Eukaryota; Parabasalia; Trichomonadida; Trichomonadidae
Product: lipid binding
Exons: 1
Coding region: 1-1569 (522 amino acids)
Source: RefSeq, a predicted model, not a curated record